GCGGGGAGAGGUGGCCUGGGAAUGGCCGGGCCGGGGGUGGGCGGGAGCCGCAGUGGCGGCGGCGGCUGGGGGCGGUGAGCGCGGCGUGGGGCUGCCCCUCCCCGGAGGCGGCGGGGGCGGCCGGGGCCGCGCCGCACCGCACCGGCGGCCAUGGAGCGAGCUUAGGGCCCGACAGGAACUGUGGAAGGUGCAUCAGUGAAGAAAUGGACCAAUGUGUAUAAUCAUGGAAUCUUCUUGCUAACCAUCACCACCAGCUCUCCUUAAUAAGUGAGCAAGAGUGGGUCAGGGGAGAAGGAAAAGAGGUCAACAUGAAGCUAAAGCAGCGAGUCGUGCUGUUAGCAAUUCUCCUUGUCAUUUUUAUCUUCACCAAAGUUUUCCUGAUUGACAACUUAGAUACAUCAGCUGCCAACCGGGAGGACCAGAGGGCCUUUCACCGAAUGAUGACUGGCUUGCGGGUGGAGCUGGCACCCAAGCUGGACCAUACCUUGCAGUCUCCCUGGGAGAUUGCAGCCCAGUGGGUGGUUCCCCGGGAAGUGUACCCUGAAGAGACACCAGAGCUGGGGGCAAUCAUGCAUGCCAUGGCCACCAAGAAAAUCAUUAAAGCUGAUGUGGGUUAUAAAGGGACACAGCUGAAAGCCUUACUGAUACUUGAAGGAGGACAGAAAGUUGUUUUCAAACCUAAGCGGUACAGCCGAGACUAUGUGGUGGAAGGGGAACCAUAUGCCGGUUAUGAUAGACACAAUGCAGAGGUAGCAGCCUUUCACUUGGACAGGAUUCUGGGUUUCCGCCGAGCCCCCUUGGUGGUUGGCAGAUUUGUUAAUCUUCGAACAGAGAUUAAACCUGUUGCCACAGAGCAGCUGUUGAGCACCUUCCUAACUGUAGGAAACAAUACUUGUUUUUAUGGGAAGUGCUAUUACUGCCGAGAAACAGAACCAGCUUGUGCUGAUGGAGACACAAUGGAGGGAUCUGUCACACUUUGGCUUCCAGAUGUGUGGCCUCUGCAGAAACACCGUCACCCAUGGGGCAGGACUUACCGAGAAGGCAAAUUGGCCAGGUGGGAGUAUGAUGAGAGCUACUGUGAUGCUGUGAAGAAAACAUCCCCUUAUGACUCUGGCCCGCGCCUCUUGGACAUCAUUGACACAGCUGUCUUUGAUUACCUGAUUGGCAAUGCUGACCGCCAUCACUAUGAGAGCUUUCAAGAUGAUGAAGGCGCUAGUAUGCUCAUCCUUCUUGAUAAUGCCAAAAGCUUUGGGAACCCCUCGCUGGAUGAAAGAAGCAUUCUUGCCCCUCUCUAUCAGUGUUGCAUCAUUCGGGUUUCUACCUGGAACAGACUGAACUACCUAAAGAAUGGUGUACUAAAGUCUGCCUUAAAAUCUGCCAUGGCCCAUGACCCCAUCUCCCCAGUGCUCUCUGAUCCUCAUCUGGACGCCGUGGAUCAGCGGCUCCUGAGUGUCCUGGCCACCGUGAAGCAGUGCACCGACCAGUUUGGGGUGGACACAGUACUGGUGGAAGACAGGAUGCCUCUCUCACACUUGUAAUUCUCGACACAAAAUAGGUGAAACUUCUUUUUACAAAGAGAAACAGCACAAUCAAUUCCAAAUGGUAUGAGAUGGAUUGGAAGUGGCCAGCAGCAAGUUCUGGUGACAGGGGACAGGGUGGCCUUGGAUGUCUUUGGUGUUUUCUGUAGUGGAAACUAAAGCAAAGACCACAAAUUUCAGAGCAUAGAGACAUUCCUGCUGAAUUGCCUUCUGACCUCCUCGGCAAUUGCCCAUUUUAGCACUGGGCAUCAUAGUUGGUCAGUCUUAAUUCCCAUGCCAAAGGACAAACAGGUGUGACAUCUGGAUAGAUGAAUACUGGGAUUGGCUCUGGAGCGUGUGUUUUGAGUUGAACCUUGUAGUCCUUUCUCCACGCCUGUGGAUUUUGUGGAAACACUUUGCAAUCUCUUGUGUCUUUUUUUUUUUUUUUUUUUUUUUUUUACCAGAACUAGUUAAAUCAGAAUGCUUACUGUCCUACAGAGUGGCAGCAAAUAAAACCUUGUAUUCCAUCAA
Messenger RNA from Piliocolobus tephrosceles (Ugandan red Colobus), 2048 nucleotides. It is a transcript of the gene FAM20B, whose product is annotated as FAM20B glycosaminoglycan xylosylkinase. The record is from RefSeq and is a predicted model, not a curated record. Gene Ontology annotation, molecular function: phosphotransferase activity, alcohol group as acceptor. Lineage: Eukaryota; Metazoa; Chordata; Mammalia; Primates; Cercopithecidae. Gene Ontology annotation, cellular component: Golgi apparatus. The coding region runs from base 309 to 1538 and encodes 409 amino acids. The transcript has 8 exons. Gene Ontology annotation, biological process: proteoglycan biosynthetic process.